GUCGUCUGCAAUUUUGACAGCCUGAAAUUAUAAACAUGGCGGCAUCCACAGAGGAUUCAGUGGAUGACCGAAAAAUAUGCAAAGUUUUAAUUAUUGGAGCUGGAAUGGCUGGUUUAUCAGCCGCUAAUCAUUUGUUAAAAAAUUCCGAACCAAAUUUUUUAAUUCUUGAAGCGCGAGAACGUAUAGGGGGACGUAUUGUUUCCACACAAAUUGGUGAAGAAAAAGUGGAAUUGGGUGCCAAUUGGAUUCAUGGAGUUUUAGGUAAUCCGAUAUUUGAGCUAGCAAUGGCAAAUGGACUUAUUGAUAUAAUAAGUGUUCCAAAACCACAUAAAGUAGUUGCAACAAUGGAAGAUGGAAAACAAUUGCCAUUUCCAAUUUUAGAGGAAAUUUAUGAGGCUUACGUGUGUUUUUUGAGGCGUUGCGAAGAAUAUUUUUUAAGUUCAUACAGUCCACCGGAAGGGAUUAAUAGCGUUGGUGCACAUGUUUCAUUAGAGGCCGAUCUUUAUUUAUCGUCAUUGCCAUCAGAAAAUCGAAGAAUUCGACAAUUAUUAUUUGAUUGUUUGCUCAAACGAGAGACAUGCAUUACUGGCUGUGAUAGAAUGGAGGAAGUUGAUCUUUUAGAAAUGGGAUCUUACGCUGAAUUACAAGGUGGUAAUAUCAGUCUUCCCUGUGGUUACAGUUCAAUUUUGGCGCCUGUCGCAAAACAUAUUCCACGUGAUCGUGUUUUAUCGCGACAUAACGUCACAAAAAUUAGAUGGCGAAAAUCAACGACGAACGAUUCUUCUAGUGAAAAAGAAAAAAUUGAUUUAAUUGAAGUUGAAUGUGAGAAUGGAAAAAAAAUAGCAGCCGAACAAUUAAUAUGCACAUUACCUUUAGGUGUUCUUAAGGAAAAAGCUCAAGAAAUAUUCGAUCCACCAUUACCAUUGUAUAAAAUUCAAGCCAUAGAUCGUCUUAUGUUUGGUACUGUUGAUAAAAUAUUUCUCGAAUACGAAAGACCUUUUCUUAAUCCUGGAAUUUCGGAGGUAAUGCUUCUUUGGGAUGAUAGAAAAUUGUCGGACGAUGAGAAAAAAGAUCUCAGUAAAACGUGGUUCAGAAAAAUUUAUUCAUUUACAAAAAUUUCGGAUACUCUUCUUCUUGGUUGGAUAUCGGGUAAAGCCGCUGAAUAUAUGGAGAAAUUGAGCACAACAGAAGUGUCCGAGGCAUGUACGACGAUAUUAAGACGAUUUUUAAAUGAUCCUUAUAUUCCCGAUCCAAAAGGUUGUUUAAGAACAAGUUGGCAUUCACAACCAUUUACUCGUGGAUCGUAUACAUCAAUGGCCAUUGGAGCGAGUCAAGUUGAUAUUGAGAGUAUCGCUCGACCACUCAUUGAACCAAAUGAAACUAAAGUGAAAAUAGCAUUUGCCGGUGAACAUACGCAUUCAUCGUUUUAUAGCACUGUUCAUGGUGCUUAUCUCACGGGAAGAACUGCUGCCCAAUUAUGCCUUGAAACUAGAAAAAAAAAUGAAAAACAGCCUCUCAGCAUUAAUUGCGAAGAUACCAGUGAUCUUAGUUCCUGGAUACAAGGAAUUUCUUUGCAUUAAUACUUAUAUAUAUAUAUAUAUAUAUACAUAUAUUUCAAAGAGCUUCUUAAUAAUUUCAAAAAAAAAUUUAAUACAACGUAAAACGAAUUUCAUAAAUAAGAAUCGCACGAACAUUUACAAAAAAAAAUAGUUUAAAUUUUCAUUUGAUCUAAUUUAUAUUUAAUUUAAUUCGCGAAAGUAAAAUUUUCAUACUCUUUUAUUCUUAUUUUUAUUAAAUUGAAAUUCUAUUAAAUAAUAAUUUUUAUAAAAUAAAAAUUACAGAAUAUGAAAAUUCGGUUCAAUGAAAAUCGUAACUAAAAAUCAAUUUUAACUUAAUUCGAAAUUUGGUUUUAUAAAAUUCAAUAAAAUCGAAAAUCUUAUUUAUUUUGAGAAAUAAUUAUGCUCUGUGAAUAAAAUUAAGGGGCUGAAUUUUUUAAUAACUAAUUAAAUUGACAAGAAAGUUUGAAACUUUUACUUCCUUCAUUUUAAAUACUUUUUAUCAUUAUUUAAAGCACAGGAUAGAAAUAUUAAUAUUUUAAUCUAAUACGAAUCUACAAUUAGAUUAAUUUAUUUUAAUGUAAAAUUUUUGCAUUAGAUUUGAAAUACGUUUUACGUUAAAAAUUAAAGAUUUGCGUUAGUAUCUACCAAAAGUUAAGUUUUCAUAAAAUUACUUAAAGAUUUUUGAACUUCUUAAGUUGAAAUUUUUUUUAAAUUUUAUUAACUAAUAUCCAAAAAUGGUAAAAAAUAAAUUCUAAUUCAGUUUUCUUUUUUUUAAAUUGAAUAAUACCCGGCAAAAUAAAAAAUUAACUUUUGGUGGAGAUUCGCGAUAGGAUCAUUCUAUUUAGGCGUUAUUUAAUUUUCUUUUUUUUCUACAAAAAGAUAAAAAUUUUUGUACACAUUUUUCACCAACUUGCUGGUGUUCUCUAAAUAACACGCAACGAGUUGAUAAAUUGUAAAUAUAUAGUUAAUAAUUUUUCGUGCAUUUGUACAUAAAAAAGAUUAGCCUAUUUAUAAGUUUAAUGUGCGCAUUUUUUAUAUAGACUAGAUAUAAUAUAUUUAUUAUUAUUCUUAAUGAAAUAAUACUGAAAUACUAAAUAUAACAUUGCCAGUUAUAAAAGGAAAAAAAAGAUGUGAUACAACAGUCAGACAAAAAUUAAUGCAUUUUUUCUGGCAAUAUUUUGAAUAAUUUGGAAAAUUAUUUGUUAAAUUAUUAUGCAAAGCUUUUCUAGUCGAUUAUAUAUCGUUUAUCAUUAAGUUAAGUCUCUAUGUGUUCUUUUUGAAGAACUUUUUUUUUAUUAUCGCUUUACUUUUUAUACUCAUGACUUGAAGAAUUAAAAAAAGCUUAUGCAAAUUUUGAAAUAAUCUGAAAAAUUUAUAUUAAAAUAAUUAUUAUGUCUUCAAUUUCUAAUUUGUAAAAAUAUUCAAAAUUGAUGUUAUUAAGUGCAGUGAAUUUGAUAUUGAUUUUAAAAAUCAUAUUUAAUUUUUUGUUAUUUGAAACUUUUUGUUUCUUACUGUUUUUCUCAAAAAUGUUCUUAUAUUUGAUUGUAAUAUUAUUUUUUAAAUAACUGUAUUUUUUAUUAUUUAGUUAUGGAAAAAAAUUCUAAAAUACUGUCGUUGUCGAUAAAAUAUUAAUUUAGCGUUUAAAACACUAUUUUAUUAAAAGUUAUUUGAGUUUUUUCUUCUUGACACGUUUUUAUAACAAAAAAAAAUGAUUAUUUUUAAGAAAAUAAUUAACUUUUUAUUUUAUUUUAAUUAUAAGUCAAAUGUUCAUAGUAUUUAUUUAUUUUGGUCUUUUACAUUUUCCAAGCAUGAGAAAUUGCAUUUUAUAUUUUUUGAUGUGAAGAACAAAUCAUUGAAAUUAAGUUUUUUAAAAAAAAUUAUAAACUACAGACGACAUAAAAAUUGGCAUCUAUAAAUAAAUGAAAUAAAAAAAAAUGUUUAAUUGAAAUUUUCAAUUUUUAAAAUUCAAUACAACUGUGUGGAAAAUGAAAUGAAAAAUUAAGAGUUUAAAAAUUAUUUUAUUUUAACAAUCUGGAAAAUGUAACGAUAUACAAAUGUGAGAUUCAAACUUAAUCUACUCAUAUGAUUUUUUAUAGUUAUUAAAUAUUGAAUUAUUAUAAAAAAAGAAACUAUAAACGUUACAGAGUUAAAUAUAUAACAAAAAAAUUUUUUUUUAUCCAAUAGCCCUAUAAUAAGAGAAUUACAAAUUACUGCAAAACAAGUUUUAAACAAAUUGUACAACAAAUUACUGUCUAUAUCACUUUUUUCCCAGUAAAUAAUAUCAAUUAAAAAAAGCUUUGGAUUCUUGUUAUAAUUGGACUUUUUGACUAAACAAAAAAUAAUUCAAGGCAAUUUAUCUAUUAAAAAUUUUUAUUAAAAAUUAAUGUCGAAAAUUUUGAAGUUCAACUUUUGAUUUUCAGAACUAAUUUUUAUUUAUUGAUUUACUUUAUUGAAAACAAUUUCGAUAACAAAAACCAAUUUUUUUUCAAUUGAAUUUAUUUAUCAACACCAAUUUUGUCGGCUAAAAUAGAUAAACUGCCUCAAAUUUUGAGAACUUGGGAGACGCAUUUAAACAUGUUCUUUAUCAUAAUUCUCAAAAAAUUUUAAUUUACUCCAAUGGAGAAAAAAAGAGUAAAAAUACUUUGCAAGAUAUUCAGGAUAAAACACAAACAUAUAUUUCACAUUGUAAAUAAUUUUCAUAAUACAUAGUGUAUGGAUCACUUGUAUUUUGCACAAUACCAAAGCAACAUUCGUAUUUUUUUAAAUAUAUUGACUGACAAAUCUUAAUCGAAUUAGUAGUACCGUUCUUUUCUCUUUCGUUUAUUUAUUUUUUGAAUUUAUAAAAUCCAAGGAAAAAAAAAAGCUAUUCAUAUAGACAUCGGCGUUGUGAAAAAAAUAGCGUUUGCCUAUGUGAUUUAAAUGCCAAUUUCAUUUAUAAUUAAUACUCCAUAAAGAGAUGAUGUAUAAUUUAUUUAUACACAUGUAUAUUAUAGAACAGAUAUUACAAAUACAAUGUGAAUAAAAUAAUAUGAGAUACUGUAAAAAAGAAACUAUCAAAUAGGAUUUUAUUUUCUUUCACCUUUCAACAAAACAGCUUUGGCAAUUACAUCCUGCCUUCAUUCUCAUUCUAUAUCAUAAUAUUCACUUUCAGUGUAAAAUAACAUUUUAAAAAAAAUAAAACUUUCAAACAAACUAGUCGUCUAUCAUGUGAAAAUAUUGUUCUUACAAAAAAAAAAUAUAUAUAUAUAUAUAAAGAAAACAAUAAAUCACUUUUAACUUCAUUGUUAUUUGUUUUUCUUUUACUUUCAAGCGCGAUAUAUUAUCCUACAAUUGAUAAGCGUUAUAUAUAUGAAUAUAUGUAAUAAAAAUUGAAAAAUGAUUGGAUAAUAUUAAACCUGUUAUUAAAUAAUACAAUAUUUUUUCAACAUAAUGUCGUGUUCCAUCAGCAAAAAAUUUUUAAUGCAUCAAUUCUCGACAAUUAUAUAUUUAUUAUAUUUUACAAAACAAAUUUUUAUUUCUUUUUUUUUCUAAUUUCGUUAAAGAAUUUUGAUAAAACUAGAAAAAUUACUAACACGCAGUUAAUAGAUAUACUAAAAAACACAAUUUUGGGACAUAUUCUCAUGACAAUAACACUUGUUGCUAAUUUAAAUAAUUAUGCUUGGUAAUAAAAUUUACAUACUUAACAUUUAAAAAAAAUAUUCUAAAUAUAUUAACAUUGACAAAUAUUUUUCAAUUUUUUUGAAUUACAAGUGAGAAACUUAAAUAUUGCUUAUGGAACUUUACAUUCGUGUCAAGUCUUUAGUAAUAUAUAUUUCUAUAAAAGACACUAUUCAAAAAAUAUUUAUUACUAAUUAUUAUUAUUAUUAUUAUUAUUAAUAAAAUAAUAAUAAUAAUUAUAAUAAAAUAAUAAAGAUUUAUUAUUCCAAAAUUAUUUCUUCCUAAUAAGAAAAUUUCGAUACAAAAAUUAAAAGUGUCUUUUUAUAGUUAUUAAUUUGAAAUUUUCAUUGAGUGAAAACAAAAUUUUCCUAAAGAAAUAAUCAACUACAUCAUUACUAUACAGUCAACGAGACAAUAAUAAAUAAUCACGAUAUUCACAAAUUUAUCAAAUUACAAAACUGUUUUUAUCAAAUUAAAAAAAAACUGUGUAACUGAAUUUAAAAAAAUAGUUUUUUGUUUUAAAUAGAGUUGACGCGUUUUGAAUUCUCGAAUAAAUAAAUUUUUCAUUUUUUUUUAACAAAGUCAAAAAAUGAAACAUGUCUGUACAGUAAACUUUUACGCUAAAAAAAAAAUGAAUUU
Messenger RNA from Leptopilina boulardi, 5855 nucleotides. RefSeq names its product peroxisomal N(1)-acetyl-spermine/spermidine oxidase. The transcript has 3 exons. NCBI's taxonomy places the organism in Eukaryota, Metazoa, Arthropoda, Insecta, Hymenoptera, Figitidae. Gene Ontology annotation, molecular function: polyamine oxidase activity. The record is from RefSeq and is a predicted model, not a curated record. The coding region runs from base 36 to 1580 and encodes 514 amino acids.